AUGAAUUCUUUAAACACAAGCCUCCUACAUUUCUAUGCCGACCAGGGGUGUGUGCGCACCGUGAAAGCCCUGCUGGAGGCUGCCAUAGUUGAUGCUAAAACUAACAGCGGAGAAACGGCUUUACAUUACAGUGUGUGGAACAACCACAUAGAGAUUGUUGAACUUCUGUUGCAGGCUCAAGCAGACGUCAACGCUGUCAGCUACACACCAUUACAUUAUAGCGCCUGGAAUGGUCACGCGGACAUCGUCAGAAUUCUUAUCCAUUGGGGAGCAAACGUAAAUGCUCAGAGAAACACUGGGGACACUCCGUUACACUACAGUGUCCGGAGAGGACAUUUAGAAGUUGUUGACCUGCUGCUCGAGGCUGGGGCAGACGUCAAUAUCAAGGAUGAAC
Molecule: messenger RNA, 394 nt
Organism: Candidula unifasciata
Lineage: Eukaryota; Metazoa; Mollusca; Gastropoda; Stylommatophora; Geomitridae
Source: the annotation of a GenBank genome assembly